AUGGGGCUCUGCAAAUGUGAGAAGAAAAAGAUGACCACCUUAUUUUGCUUUGAGCAUCGGGUUAAUGUGUGCGAGUUCUGUAUGGUGGCAAACCACCCCCGGUGCGUCGUGAAACCGUAUCUGGGCUGGAUCAAAGGUGGUGACUUUGACCCAUCGUGUGCUAUCUGUAACGAGCGUUUUGAUGCAGAUGAAUCUAGAGAAUGUGUCAGACUGGUUUGUCUGGAUGUCUUUCAUUGGGAUUGCCUGGAUAAGCUCAUUUCAUCUGCCCCGCCGAAUACCGCACCUUCCGGUUUCUUAUGUCCAUCUUGUGACCAUCCCAUUAUCCCUCAACGUAAUCAUGGGGGUCCAGUGGCCGAAGCACUACGGUCAUUCUUGAAUCGAACUCAAUGGGCUGCCAACAACUUCUCGGAAUUCCAUCAGACCGUGCUGCCCAUUGAAUCAAGCGGGGUCAGUAGUGAUAAGUGGGCUACUGCUCAGAUAUCCCCACCAUUGUUUAACUCUGUAUCUUCCGUUCCCAACCCUCUCCCUUUACCCCUUCUACCGACCUUUUAUAGUCCCCCAAGCAACUCGGAUGUCGCUUGCCAAAGGUCAUUGUCAAAUAGCACUGUAAGUGAUUUACCACGGAAUGGCUUGCAGAUUCUAAUGCCUCGUCAAUCACUGAAUCUGGGGACC
Molecule: messenger RNA, 672 nt
Organism: Echinostoma caproni
Lineage: Eukaryota; Metazoa; Platyhelminthes; Trematoda; Plagiorchiida; Echinostomatidae
Source: the annotation of a GenBank genome assembly